Molecule: messenger RNA, 1933 nt
Organism: Chanos chanos (milkfish)
Lineage: Eukaryota; Metazoa; Chordata; Actinopteri; Gonorynchiformes; Chanidae
Gene: lclat1
Product: lysocardiolipin acyltransferase 1
Exons: 6
Coding region: 206-1366 (386 amino acids)
Biological process (GO): phosphatidylinositol acyl-chain remodeling
Cellular component (GO): endomembrane system; endoplasmic reticulum
Molecular function (GO): acyltransferase activity
Source: RefSeq, a predicted model, not a curated record
GAUGGAAGCCAGACAGAAUCACUGAUCUCCCUACACAGUAAUCUUGUUAAUCUUUACAAUUCACAAGCACACAGAGGUGAAACUGUACCAUUUACGAACAUGCGAAUAUGACCGUUUCAGUGCUCAGACCUUUUCAGAGCUUUUCACCCUCACUCAGUUCUACUGAAUGCGUCUUUGUCUGACCUUAAACAAGUAAGGCGUGGCGAUGGUGUCCGUGCGUGGCCUGUACUUUGUGGCCAUGCUCUUCCUCAGCAGUUUCUUUGGCAGUGUGUUUAUGCUGGGGCCCGUCCUGCCGCUCAUGCUGCUGUCCCCGGCCUGGUACCGUUGGCUGACCGACCGCAUUGUAGCCACCUGGCUCACUCUGCCUGUGGCCCUGCUGGAGCUGGUGUUUGGAGUAAAGGUGGUCAUUACCGGUGAUGGUUUUGUCCCUGGUGAGCGAAGCGUGAUUGUGAUGAACCAUCGGACACGAUUGGACUGGAUGUUUCUGUGGUGUUGUCUGCUGCGGUACAGUUACCUGCGUCUGGAGAAGAUCUGCCUUAAAGCAGCCCUGAAGGCUGUGCCUGGAUUUGGCUGGGCAAUGCAGGUGGCCUCUUUCAUCUUUAUUCAAAGACGCUGGGAGGAAGAUCGUGGUCACAUGGCCAGCAUGCUGAAGUACUUCUGUGACAUUAAAGAGCCCUUACAACUCCUCAUCUUCCCUGAGGGAACUGACCUCACUGAGAACACACGGGCGAAAAGCGACGUGUUUGCAGAGAAGAAUGGCCUUCCCAAGUAUGAGUAUGUGCUACACCCCCGCACCACUGGCUUCACCUUUAUUGUGGAUACACUACGAAAAGGAGAGAACCUGGAUGCAGUCCACGAUAUCACUGUGGCCUACCCCCAGAACAUCCCUCAGACGGAGCGUCACCUGAUCCUGGGUCUGUUCCCACGUGAGAUCCACUUCCACGUGCGGCGCUUCCCGGCGGCAUCUCUGCCCACGCGAGCCGACCUCCUACAGGGCUGGUGCCAGGAACGAUGGGCAGAGAAGGAGGAGCGUCUACGUCGCUUCUACAGUGAAGAGCCACGCUGCUUUGACGCUCCUGAGGCGCAAGUGCCGCCCUGCAAGACAGAGCUGCGCGUGGCCCUGAUCAAAGCGGCCUCACUGAUCUACUGGAGCACGUUCAUUACCUUCUCUCUUGUCGGGCUAUGGCUCUUGAUGCCUGUGCGUGUCUAUUUCUUCCUGGCAGUGCUUUUCUUCCUGACCCAGCAGAAAGCCAUGGGUGGGGUGGAGCUAAUGGAGCUAGCUUGUCACCACCACUGGAGCAGAGCCAAUGGGCAGACUGGGAAAAGAAAGGGAUUGGGUGAAGGACAGCUCAGGAAAAAUGAGUGAGACAGCGAGUUCUGAGAGGAAGUUGGGGUGAAUGUAUAACUGCAGGGAGAUGGAAAUGCCUGCUGGUUUUGAGGGGGUUUUUUGUUUGUUUGUUUUUUUUAAACUCUGUACCAUAGAGCGGGCCCUUGUUCUCCUUUUUGGCUGGCUGAGUGUGUCUGCUACCACACGGAAAAGAGAGGUGGACAAAGGUGGGGCUUAAAGAUAAAGAUGGGAUAGCUUGAUGAGUGAGUCAUUGGCUGUGUCUUUGGUGCUUGGUUGGGUUAUAUGAAAUUAUGGGUUAGGUUAUGCUAAUUGACAACACUGUGCAUCUGCCAGCAAAUGUGUGUAAAAGUGAGAGAGAGUGAGCAUGUGUGUGUAUGUGUGUGUGUCCUUUCCCCUUUUUUAUGUGACUGCUCACACAGUGCUUGGUGUUUGGACUGUCAGGGGGUUAGCAUUCAGCUGUUUAUGGUCUGUGAGUUAUUACGGUGUUUGCUCCUCAUCAUUGUCUUUUGGAUCUUUAAUUUUGGUCCUGUCUCCUCUUUUUAUGUCUUAAGAAACUGUCUUGGCACAAUGCAUAAUAUCUGGUUC